GCGGCGGCGGCGAGGGUGCGCAGCCGGCGAGCUGGCGCGCGCGCGCGCGCGUCCGGGCCCAUGGGUCUCCAUGGCGACGGCGGACGCUCGGCAGCCCGAGCGGGGCCGUGGCGCUCCGGGGGCCUCCGCGGCAGCGUGGCCGUGUUCGCCGCCGUGGCUGCCGGGUUCACCCUGACGCUGCCCCGCUCGCUGCCGGGGGGAGACUCGGGGGAACUGAUCACAGCUGCACAUGAGCUUGGAGUUGCCCAUCCUCCUGGCUAUCCUCUGUUCACACUGGCGGCUCGCCUGGCAAUCACUCUCUUCCCAUUUGGUUCCGUGGCCUACCGCGUCAACCUUCUCUGUGGCUUGUUUGGAGCCGUAGCUGCUUCACUCCUUUUCUUCACCGUUUUCAGGCUUUCUGGCUCACAUGCUGGAGGAAUCCUUGCUGCGGGGGUGUUUUCAUUUUCUCGUCUAACAUGGCAGUGGUCCAUUGCAGCCGAGGUUUUUAGCUUAAACAAUCUGUUUGUGGGGCUGCUCAUGGCGCUUACUGUGCGUUUUGAGGAGGCAGCAGCCGCAAAGGAGAGAUCAAAGAUAGCAGUCAUUGGUGCUUUCUCCUGUGGCCUUAGCCUGUGUAAUCAGCACACAAUAGUACUCUAUGUUUUAUGCAUUAUACCCUGGAUUCUCUUCCGACUUCUGAAAGAGAAGGAACUCACCUUCAGCUUUCUGUUGAAGCUCACUCUGGCUUUCUCGGCUGGCCUGCUGCCCUACGUCUACCUGCCUGUGUCAUCCUACCUUAGCCACGCCCGCUGGACCUGGGGAGACCAGACGACAUUGAGAGGGUUCCUGACACAUUUUCUCCGGGAAGAAUAUGGAACAUUCAGCCUGGCCAAAUCUGAAAUAGGAUCCAGUAUGUCCACAAUACUGCUUUCACAAAUAAUAAAUAUGAAGACUGAACUUUCAUUUAACAUCCAAGCUCUUGCAGUUUGGGCAAAUAUAUGUUUAGCUAGAAAGGACAGACGGCAGUCUUCCUUAGUGUGGCUUUUCACUGGGAUGCUUUGUGUUUAUUCGCUAUUCUUUGCUUGGAGAGCAAAUUUAGAUCUUUCAAAACCACUUUUCAUGGGUGUGGUGGAACGAUUCUGGAUGCAGAGCAAUGCGGUCGUGUCUGUUCUCGCUGGCCUCGGUCUGGCCACACUUGUGUCGGAGACUAACCGAGUGCUGAACUGCAAUGGGACUCAGUAUCUGGAGUGGCUGUCAGCAACUCUUUUUGUAGCUUAUCAAAUAUACUCAAAUUACAGCAUUUGUGACCAAAGAACCAAUAAUGUGAUCGAUCAGUUUGCACGAAACCUUCUGGACUCCAUGCCUCGGGAUGCCAUCAUCUUACUCAGGGGAGACUUGCCAGGGAAUUCUCUCCGUUACUUGCAUUACUGUGAGGGGCUGAGGCCAGAUGUUUCCCUAGUGGAUCAAGAAAUGAUGACUUAUGAGUGGUAUUUACCCAAGAUGGCAAGACAUCUACCAGGAGUGCACUUUCCUGGGGACCGGUGGAACCCUGUGGAAGGAAUAUUACCUAAUGGGAUGGUCACAUUCAAUCUUUAUCACUUUCUGGAAAUGAAUAAACAAAAAGAAACAUUUGUCUGCAUAGGAAUUCAUGAAGGUGACCCAACGUGGAAGAAGGACUAUUCACUUUGGCCAUGGGGAUCUUGUGACAAGUUGGUUCCUUCAAGGAUUGUAUUCAAACCAGAAGAGUGGAUUAAAAGCACCAGAAGUAUCUAUAACUGGACUGAGGAAUAUGGAAGGUUUGAUCCAUCUUCUUGGGAGUCGGUGGCCAAUGAGGAGAUGUGGCAAGCAAGGAUGAAAACACCGUUCUUCAUCUUUAACCUGGCGGAGACGGCCAAGGUGCCUCCAGACGUGAAAGCCCAACUCUACACUCAUGCAUAUAAACUUUAUAAGGAGAUAGUGUACUUGCAAGAGGAACACCCAGAGAAUUGGCACAAGAACUACGCCAUCGCCUGCGAGCGGGUGCUGCGCCUCCCAGGCACAGACGCAGAGCCUGAAGUCCUGCUGUCUGAGGCUAUCAGACACUUCCACCUCUACACUCAGAAAGCACAGACUGACCCACAGCGAGCAGACAUUAUAGCCGCCCUCAAGCACCUCAGAAGAGAACUGCAGAGUCUAAGAAACACAAAAAAGGUCUGAGCCAGCAAACGAUAGCAGCCUGCUCCCUGUUCUGCUUCCGGAGUUGAAGGUCUAAGUCCAAAAACUUUCCUUCAAGGAAAGAAGCUGUGUCAAAAACGUAGAAAUCUCAGUUAUCUCCUGGAUAUAAGUAAUGUGUACAACAGAAACACGUUAAUGGCUAAAGUGUACGCCUUAUGCAAAAUUGUGUUUAUCUCAUGUUGUCAAAUUAGCAUUUCCUUGAGAAGCGUUCAGAAACACCCGCAGUCUUCAUAUACCAGCUGUAGGUUCUAGAAGAGAAGUAGCUGUCUCCACAGACCUAAAACAUUUCUGAGUCUUUUGUGGUCUGUGAUUAUUGGGAUCCAUUUACAAAGAUAUUCUUAAAAUACUUGUUCCAGACCAAAGACAUUUUCCAUUUCCUGCAAGUGUGAUGGUCUCUAAAAACAAUUCUCGUUAUACCUCAUUAGAAUUCCUUUUUUCUCUAGUUAACUAUAAUUAUUAGAGUCUGAAACUUUAUACUUUAUACCAAGUAUGGAUUUUUAAAAAAAACUUUUGAGUUUUAUCAUCUUCAUUCUGCAGUCACUGAAAAGGAAAGCUAAUUUCAUGUUUGCUUAUUUCAGUUGCAGAAAUAGGCAAAUUAAACAGCGUGUAACGUGUCCUUAAUUAAUUUCAUAUUUAUGUUUUACUGCUAUUUGGAUUCACAGAUCUAGACCCAAUAAUUAGUAGGUAGCCGGCUGCCCAGAUGCACAAAGCGGGGUGGGCAAGAGGGGGGGGAAGUUGUUGAAUAAAUUCAUUUUUGUUACAGGCAUCUUUUAUACAUAUUACUAAAGGGACGUAGUAAGAAACGCAAAUAAUAAUAGUUCUUUAUUUUAUUAUGACAGUUAAUUAAUAGCAACCUGUUUUAAUGAAUAAAGUCACUCAGAGUCCUUCAGCACUUCCUAAGUAGAGGCCAGAAUCUGUAGGGAUUCUUUCCCCCGAUUGUAUAGCUCCUAGACUCCAAGCACUAUAUAGGCCCCUGUAUAGAAAUGCUCCCUAAUGAAGAGGGAGGGCUAGAAGCUGGUCUGCAUUCAAAGAUCACUGGUGAGUCAUUCAGCAAGCAAAGGCCCCUUACCAGGAAUAGUCACAGUUCCGUGGCAUUGUACUAGCAAAAGGGUCUGAUCAAAGGUCUCCCGUGGAGCUUGUAUGGUUCCCUUUCAUACCACGACCAUAAUUAAAACCACUAAUUCUCUUUUAAAAUGCUGCAGGAUGCCAUGUAGGCAUCUGUCUGGAGUGUCCUUUGUGAUGUCAUAAGCUGUUAAGGACCAGUGCCGAGGGCUUUUGAGUGAAAUGCCAGUCAUGAAGGUGCUUCAAGACAAGGGUGCCUCUAAAAGCUUGACAGGGCCUUGACUGCACAAUUCGAGCUGAAUUUGCCCCUUGUCAGCUGCCAGUAAAUAAAUCUCAAAGGGGGAAAAGCUGAAGUUUCAUUACCUGAUCCAUGGGGCUUUGUUGGUUUUGGCAUCACACAGGGGAAGCUCUUGCCCCUCCAUUCUCUGGGUUUGAAGAUGUCCAUUGGAGCCUGCAGUGCCUGGACAGGGUUCAGAGCGGGGCCUUUUGAAGAGUGUCAAUAGUUGUAACAGUUCAGCUGUUAGGAAGACAAAUACAUGGAGGAGCUCAUUAAUCCGCUUUUGGCUCUCGGUGCCUUUUGCCCUUUCAUCGAAGCCUUAUUAGGCUCCUGCUCAUCUUGAACCAGAAAAGCUGAAUUGAAGUUGUUGAGGACUAAUUGGCAGAGACUUUAAUCAUGGGCCAAGAACUUUCACUGACUUGAAAGUAACUUCUCCACAGGGAAGAGCCAGAAACCUGGUUUACCUUAAAACAAAAACCUGUUGGAGCUCAGUGUGGUGUGAAAAUUGAAGGAAGCAUCGAUAAAUUGUCUAAGUCUAUCCACUCGAAAAAAUUAUGUAAGAUUAUGAUUUUCACUUUUCUGGGAGACAACAAAAUUCAAACAUUUCUUACAAGUUUUUAUUAAUUCAUUAAAAAUUUUGUGAAAGUAUGUGGUGACCAAGUUUGUUUCUGAACAUCCGGCUCCACGUGGGAUGGCUCACCUGAGACUCUACAUGUGCAUGCAGUACAUUCAGACCCUCAUUAAAAGGAGCGCUUUCUGUCAGUGGCUUUACGAGUGAAGAAAGGCCUCUGUAAGAGCACCUGCCUUUUAAAUGUGUGUCAGCAUGUAGGCCUGCCAGCUUCUGAGUGAGUUUCAGGCAGCAUGUGUGUUAUUUGGUAUUUGUGCAGCAGUGACUUCAGACCACUGUCUUUGACAAACCAAUAAUAUGUAGCCUGUGACACAGAAAGUCACAACUCCUUAAAUUUCUUAAAAACCAUUGGGAAAUGAAAAAAUGAGGAGCUAAGAUUUAAGGUUGGUUAGUUUGGUUGGCCUUCAUCCCCCAUCAGUGGCUUCCAAGAAUCCUCUCCUUUCUCCUGAGAGAAGCUGACGUUGCUUUUCCUUGCUUCUCUUACUUUCCCUGGGCUAGAGCCUAACAUCAUAAAAUUAGACACAGGGCUCCUCUAGUCCAGUACUGAGGAGGUGUGGAGGAGAUGGCUUCUCAUGCAGGAUUUGGCCAGCGUCCCCCUCACAGUGUCCCUGGAGUGCUGUGGCUUGGCAGGUUGACAGGAACCCCACAAAGCCAACUUCUGCCUGGAGUUUAGCCUGAGGAGCAAGUGGGAGCCGGCGGAACUGUCUGUCUCCACACUGCAGUGCCCUGCUGCCUGAGCCUGAGGCCAGCCCACACCAGAGGGUCCAGGACGAGGCAUCCUAGCUUCCAUGUCGGCUAGCAGAGCAGCGAGCGUGGCUUCCAUGUCGACUAGCAGAGCAGCGAGCGUGGCUUCCAUGUCGGCUAGCAGAGCAGCGAACGAGUCCCACUUUCACCCUUCUCUGUCCUUUGCUGGGAGUGUGCACAGUUCCUAGGGUUGAUUUCCCUAAAAGGACCUUUACUGUGUAUGGUUCUGUUACUCAAAGUGUAGCCAAAAUAAAAUUGUCACUAAUGUAUUACUUUGAAAGCA
Mesocricetus auratus (golden hamster) is the source of this 5184-nucleotide messenger RNA. It is a transcript of the gene Tmem260, whose product is annotated as transmembrane protein 260. The coding region runs from base 61 to 2172 and encodes 703 amino acids. NCBI's taxonomy places the organism in Eukaryota, Metazoa, Chordata, Mammalia, Rodentia, Cricetidae. The transcript has 16 exons. The record is from RefSeq and is a predicted model, not a curated record.